Messenger RNA from Aphis gossypii (cotton aphid), 5101 nucleotides. RefSeq names its product glutamate receptor ionotropic, NMDA 3A-like. The record is from RefSeq and is a predicted model, not a curated record. Bases 327 to 3980 code for a protein of 1217 amino acids. Gene Ontology annotation, cellular component: plasma membrane; postsynaptic membrane. NCBI's taxonomy places the organism in Eukaryota, Metazoa, Arthropoda, Insecta, Hemiptera, Aphididae. The transcript is spliced from 19 exons. Gene Ontology annotation, biological process: synaptic transmission, glutamatergic; monoatomic ion transport; modulation of chemical synaptic transmission. Gene Ontology annotation, molecular function: NMDA glutamate receptor activity; transmitter-gated monoatomic ion channel activity involved in regulation of postsynaptic membrane potential.
UCAUACGUCACCGUCGUCUCCUGUUUUUUCGGCCGAUUCAUGUGCCGCCUGGCUACCGUGUGAUCUGGCCGCGUGUUCAUUCGCCGCCGCCGGUCCGGUCACGAUCGUCUCUCCCCGGAUGCGAAUUGUUUUUCGUCUACAUAGAGUGCCACCAAAGUGGCUGUAGGGUCUUAAAAUGAUCCCAUGGUUUUUUGAUGACUUGAACCUUUUUGGAAUCGAGAACCGGGGAUAGAUUAAUGAUGUUCUAAAUUUCAAGAGAGUUUCAAGUUUUUCCAACUGUGUUUGUGACAUUUUGUUGUCUGUGUUUGGACACGUCACUAAGGAAAAUGAAUUGGCGUUCGUUCGUGGCGCUGAUGACAGCGUUGAUGCUGUUACCGCUCGUCUUGUCACACAGCAAUCACGUGUAUGUAUCGGUGAUCCACGGCCAUGACCAGGGUUCGCUGUUACUCAGGACCAUGGAUAGAGCGUUGCCGACGUCGGUGAAGGUGUUGUACGCCGAGAUGCCGGCCAACAGGUUCAGCACGGGUGCUUUGGAAGCUGUGCUCGAUCUGUGGGCGAACAAGACGAUCGUCGCAUGUCUGCUGCUCAUACCUGAACCGGUGGGAUCGAUGCCCGCUCUAACUGCGACCAAGUAUAAGAUCCCCGUCCUCUGGCUUCCUUCGGUGCAACGAGUUGACCAGGAACGCUGGAAUGAUAUGGUAGUCAGGGUAUCAAUCACACCAUGGGAAUUAUUUUCUGCCCUCAGAUCGUUUCUGUUACACACCGGAUGGUAUAAAUUUUAUGUGUUGCACUCGAUAACGAUAGACAAAAGAGUCAAAACUAUGCUCAGCAAAGCUCCGUUGAGUUAUACGUCAGUGCCAAUAUCUUCAGACUCGUCAGACCUUAUGCUAUUCAGAUCUAUGGUAGAACUUUCGACUUCCGAGGCUUCUGUUGUGGUGGUGGUCGGUGAUCGGGACUCAGCACAAACUGUCUGGCGCCAGGCAGCCGCGCUCGGGCUUCUACCCACCGGCAACGUGGCAUGGUUGUGGUUGGACAUCGGCAACAGCAGCGGUGGCGGUGUCAACGCAACUGGGAAGAGGAGAGGUAACGUACCGGUGGGAAUGCUGUCCCUGCGUCCUGUCGUACCACCGCAGGAGGACAAACACACCGUCAGGGCGGCAGUGCGCGUGUUUUCCGAGUGUAUCAAAGACGUGAUGUCGGCCAGGUGCGAGGGCUGGACACCCAAGUUGUCCAGGGUCAGUGAUGCGUGCGUGGACAUUUUGCGGGGCCCCGAGUUCCCGAGCGAUUUGCACAGACAACUCGGAAGUGCGGUGCACGACGUGCUGUCCGGCCGGUCGAUUGGUCGCCGAGCCAAAACCAACGCCGAGAAACCAGAUCUUAGCCUUGCCGUCCGAUUCGACAUUAUGAAUUCGGUCGCCAACAACCGACACGCACCAAAUGGUUAUACGAGGGCUUGGAAGAAAGUCGGCACCAUCGGUCCGUCUAGUACCGGCGGACAAUUGGUCAAGUUGGAUUCGGUGGUAUGGGCCGGCGGAAAAAUGGUGCCGGCCUCUGAUCUGGGCAGGCGGGCUGUGUACAGAGUGGUUACCGCUAUUGGACCGCCAUUCGUCAUGCACGCGCCAUUGCAACAGGAUCGCCAGUGUCUACGUGGUAUACAAUGUUACCAAAUGACGACGACUAACAAGGACAACAUAACGAUGAUAUUAAAGGACGUCAAGUUGGAUUCGAAAAAAAACGCGACGCUACCGAACACGUAUUGCUGUUUUGGGUUAUCUAUAGACCUACUGGAAAAAAUGUCGAAAGACUUGGAAUUUGAUUUUCACCUAUACUUGGUUGCUGAUGGAACAUUUGGGUCUCAGAAGAUCCAUUGGAAUGGAGUGGUCGGUGAACUCGUGUCCGGAACAGCACACAUGGCUUUCUGUCCGCUGAGCGUCACGUCUACAAGAUCGAAGUGGGUGGACUUUUCUACGCCAUAUUUCUACAGCGGUGUGUCAAUGAUGGUUGCCCCGAAGAGAAAGACCAAUGUUCCACUGCUCGCGUUUCUGUUACCACUAAGUCCGAGCCUGUGGAUCGCUAUAUUUGUGUCACUUCACGUAACUACAGUGGCAGUGGCAUUGUACGAAUGGUUCAGUCCGUUUGGCUUAAAUCCCUCCGGCAGACAAAGAUCCAAAAAUUUUGGUAUGCCUUCGGCGUUAUGGGCGAUGUGGGGACUACUCUGCGGUGCUCUCGUCAAUUUUAAAGCACCGAAAUCGUGGCCAAACAAAUUUUUAAUUAACGUCUGGGGUGGAUUUUGCGUUAUAUUCGUAGCUAGUUACACUGCCAACAUCGCAGCUCUAAUUGCUUCACUUCUAUUUCAAAACGCUGAAGUGGAUUACAACGAUCGAAAUAUGUUGUUGAUGAAAGUCGGAUCGGCUAAAUCGUCGUCUGCAGAGGUUUAUUUAAAAGACAAAAAUCCACCUCUAUGGCAACACGUUCAAAAAUAUUCUGUUCCCGAUACAGCGUCAGGCAUGCGAAUGUUGAGAAAUGGCAGUUUGGACAUAUUUAUCGGUGACAAACCCAUUUUGGACUACUAUAGUGGAACUGAUCAUGAUUGUAAACUUCAGACACAUGGAGAUCCACUUUAUGAUGACGUUUACGCAGUGGGCAUGACUAAAAACUUCAUUUUAAAAGAAAAGGUGUCUGCAGCUGUUUCAACGUAUAUAAACAACGGUUUUAUGGAUAUCCUACAAAACAAAUGGUUCAGUGAUUUACCUUGUGUCAAUCGUCAACUGGAAACAUCAGAUAUUGGACAACCAACACCAUUGGGCGUCGAUGCAUUUUUAGGUGUUUUCCUUAUGUUAGGUUUUGGAAUAUUAGGGGGCGCCAUCAUCCUCUGCCUUGAACACGCUUUUUAUCGCUACGCGUUACCCAUACUUCGACAAAAGCCACCAGAUUCGAUGUGGAGAAAUCCAAAUAUAAUGUUCGUCAGUCAAAAACUACACAGAUUCAUAAAUAACGUAGAACUAAUAUCGCCACAGCACACUGCUAAAGAACUAGUGCACACCCUAAGACAAGGACAAAUCGCAUCGUUGUUUCAAAAAAGCGUACGGCGAGUGAGUUUGCCUUUUAUGCACCCUCAACACGCACAGAAAGAGUUCGAGCGUAGAAAACGGAAAGGUCAAUUCUUCGAAGUCAUCGAAGAGAUUCGAAGAAUACAAAGGGAAGAGAGGGACAACAAAAAACAAAACGUCAGAUUGACAUUAUCAAACUCUCCGACCGCCGGACAGUCUCCGAAGCGAACGACGUCAAAAUUUUUGUCACCAGCCAGGUUGAGCCUCGGUAGACGUUACAGCAAACAGAGGUCACGGAGCUCGGGGAACUUGAGUAUCCGUCGGUACAGCACGGACGUAGCUAGUUAUUCAGAGACCGUAGGCAGACGACUGAGUCAAGGAGCGUCCAACAGUCCGCCGGACUUCAACACACGAAAACAACUGAUCAGACGGUCUUCGGGAAACCCCAGUCCAGCGGAUUCCAGCAGGAUGAGCAUAUUUUCAGCAUCUGAACUAAUCGGGGCAAAACUUAGCAACAAUAACUUAUAUGUGGAAAACGAUCUACCACGCAGUCCCAACCUUCUGUCUCCAGGCGUAUUUUUUAGGUCGAGUUUUUCGUCAGACACCUCGUCGUCACGACCCGACUUGGGUAUACAAUCGCGGAAAUCAAGCUAUUCUCAGGGACCACCCCGGGUGGUAAUCAACGGUGAGCAGUCGACCCGUCGCAAAUCAGAUGAUGAGCCACCGGCCACGUUGCCGAGGAUCAUGGAGGUAAAGAGGGCUCGCCGGUCUAGCGACGGACACCGACCGACCAAGAACCGAAAGACUGUGGAGGUGUUCCGCUGGCUUAGGCAAGCGCCUAAAACGGAGCUGGAAGCGCUGAGCAAGAUGCCUGAGGACGAGAUCAAGCACUGCAUAAUCCAAGCGCUUAAGGACAAGGACCCGACUUGAUUGCAAGUCGAAGGUGCCGAUGGUGGAGGCUGCGAAGACGUAGACGAUGACGACUUCGACGCCGAAGAUACCGUCCCAGUGUAAUUCGCGGCGUGGACUGCUGCGUCUGAUGACUAUUAAUGAUUGCAUAAGAAAUAUUAUUAUAUGAUGAACGUAGAAAAAAAAAGCGCUCAUUGUUUUCGUUGUUACAUGUUUUACUUUACUUUUGUUUCCUCGAAUAAUAACUGAUAGUAUAAUAUUAUAUAAUUGUAUAAUAUUUAAAUAUUUAAUAUUAAUAUGGUAAAAGAAGACUGUCCGGCUGGGAUAUACGACAAGCUCGUUUUCGUUAUAGGAUUAUUAAGUAAAUCGAUGCUCAAGUGCGUAGGUUAAGUGCUGCUGAUGCUGUUGCUCUAUUUCGGAACGACGAACGAGAUAAAGGGACGUCUCAAUUUCGGUAAUAACUUUAUUAUAAUGAUACUGUUAUAAGCGUUUAUCGAAACCGUUAUUCCAUAAAAUGUAGUCGUAUAUACUAUUAAAUUGUAUUAUAUUGUUUUAAAUCAUGUUUAUACUAUUACUAUAUAUUUUAUGCUCAGAUAUAAAUACUAUAUUACUGUAAUGUUAUAAUAAAAUUAUAUUAUAUUAUCUGUUCAUGUAAAUAAUAUAUUUAAUAUUUAUAUAUGCAUAUAUAAGAAAUAAUAUUACUAAUAGAAAUAGGGUCGUUACUAUUAAUAGCGGUUUCUUGUUGGUUCUUAAAAAAAAAUUUCAUCUGUUUUCUACAUUUUUUCGUUACUCGUAAUCAAGUGUUCAUAUUACAUUCUAUAAUAUAAUAUAUAAAUAAGUAUGUGUGCAAGUGCAUAAUAUUGUUUUUGUUGUUGGCAAUGAGGUUUAGGUUCAUUGUUUAAAAUUUUACACAACCGAUGUAUUCCGAUGAAACGAUCCCGAAAGCUAAAAAGUAAUAUACGUUUUAACUUUUAUUCAAAUAUUAUGUUGUUAGAAUAUCAAUACAGUAAAUCAUAUAAUAUGUAUAUAAUAUACAUAUAUAUAUUUAUAUGUUUAUGCGUGUACAUCAUUAUAUAUAUUGUCAUUUGGUUGAUUUAUUUAAGAUUUAAUUAAAAGUCAAUUAAAAAAAACUUUAAAAUUAA